Messenger RNA from Raphanus sativus (radish), 780 nucleotides. RefSeq lists its product as uncharacterized. Gene Ontology annotation, molecular function: protein binding. The transcript is spliced from 4 exons. The annotation marks the transcript as partial. The record is from RefSeq and is a predicted model, not a curated record. NCBI's taxonomy places the organism in Eukaryota, Viridiplantae, Streptophyta, Magnoliopsida, Brassicales, Brassicaceae.
UAAUUAAAGUUAGUUAAGUUUCAAGAAGAAAAGAUCCAAACUUUUCUCUCCCUCGCUUCUCCCUCUCUUGGUUUCUUCUCGCUUCUCCCUCGCUUGGUUUAUCCUCGUCUUCCUUCUUCUUCCACAGUAGACAAAAGAUGGCGGGAACUGAAAUGUCAAGGGACGAGUGCGUCAAAUUCCUAAGAGAUAAAGGUUCCGAGUUCGUGGGACUCGACCACCUCGCUGAAGCCCUCUUUUGUUUCAGAAAGUCGCUAACUUUGAGUGAAGAGGGUUUAGGAGAUGAUGCGAUUCUCAGUGCAAGCAUUAAGUUGGUAUCUUGCUUAGUUGCAAAGCUGUACCUUGAGACCGAAAAAGAUAAGAGAACUGUGAUGAUCGAGGAGGGUUUGAUGAUAAUCAACCAGACGAAGAACUUGGGACGCACUUCGGUUGAUUAUGAUUCAGUGGCUAAAAUGUACUGCGCUCUUGGCGACUCUGCUUACAUAAAGGGUGAUGUGGAUCUUUCUUUGAAGAUUUACACCGAAGCUCUAUUGUUUCUGGAAACCGACCCAGUGGCAGACCUAAUGAGUAGGCCAGUACUUACAAAGCACCACGCUUUCAUGAACUUUGCGAUCUCGCUUUGUCUUGAGCAUGCUAGUAUGUACGCCGAAGCACAGAAACACUGCCAGACCUCUGUCGCCAAGUCUGGCGUUUUGCUGAAUAUGAAAGAUACUGCUGAGGAGAUUAAACUCUUGUACCUUGGUGGACUUGAGAAAAUGGAGGUGGCUGAAGUGGAAGGGUGCG